This is a messenger RNA of Schistosoma guineensis, 4804 nucleotides long. NCBI's taxonomy places the organism in Eukaryota, Metazoa, Platyhelminthes, Trematoda, Strigeidida, Schistosomatidae. The record is from the annotation of a GenBank genome assembly.
GAAUAUAUUUAGCGCUAGUUAUGAGAAUAUUGGUGUUUUCCGUCCUUUGCUAGCUGAAAUAUUUCAGAACCUUUUAGUCAGAACAGUGAGUGGACUAAAGCUUAUGUUUAGUGUCGGAAAGGCGUAACCAUUAAAUAGUUAGUUUCUUCGCCGUGUCAUAAUUAGCAUAUCAUUGGAGCAAAUCAUAGUUAUCGACUUUCCAGUGGUGGGUCUUACAAAUUACGCAGUGAUUUUGAUAUUUCUUGUGAACUCAAACGACACUUAAUAGUUUUAUCUCUUUUAAGUUGACUAGAUUGCUAAAGUUGUUUCAACAACCUAGCCAACGUUAGUUAAUUUACUUUAGUGGUUGAUAGAUUACUGUAUGAAGUUCAGUUUGUUAACUAAUAGAUGGAUGAGUUAAUUUCUAAACUGCUGUUGGUGUUAAUACCAACAGCAAAAGUUUGCUGUGUCACUAUACUAAGUCAUUUUAAAUGAUGGGCAAAUAUGGUAGAAUAGGUCCUUAGAAUACGUACUCAUAUAGUUUGAGAGCUUCUGGUCGCUUAUUAGCAAGAACUAGAUUUUUUUCAUGCUUACUUCAACGCACUUUCAUCGGAUGGGAGAAAACCUUUGACUGAUUUUCUGUAUUUUAGAUGAUGCUCCUCUCUGUACAUAUCUGUAUACUGUUUGUGCGUUUGUUCGCAGGAUUUUUGGACGAUUUAUGUGUUAACCAUGGACCUCAAAUGAAUAUACAUAAGAAAGUCUCAUACUAGACGUUACUCCUACCAAACGUUUCAAUUUGCGUUAUGCAGUGUUAUGGUCGAGGCUGAUACUAACCUGUAAAGCUAAUUAUCUAUCUAAACUUUUUACUGAUGACUUAAUUGCGUUUUGAUCAUCUGUGAUUGCGUUUAGUCAUAUACCAUGCGCAGACCGACUGCAGUGUAAAGCAAACUGAAUUUCGUAUCCUCAACUAUUAUGCAUGAUUUCUGUAUAUUAUCCUCGUAAAAUCGCUGAUAUUUUGACUUUUCAUUUAUGUUUCGUCUCAUGCUUUGAGUAAAAGUUGAAUACCUGUGCCAUCUUCAAAGGUGUUUUGUUAACAAUGCCAAGAAAGUAUAAAAUAUUUGAAGUGGUUUUUUCCAUAGUAUUUUGCUUAUUAUUGAGUUUGUGUUUUAUGUCGUGUAGAUUAUAACUGCCAGUGAGAUUUAUUUGAUUACCAUUCAGUUCGAUACCUCCCAGGAUUUUGCGCCGAAUUCAUUAUGGAGGAAGGUAGUUCGGCUAAGAGUUCUCACGGUGGUAGGCGUAAAAAUAAGAAAUCUCGAACUUCGAGGCAGCCAAUGAGUGAAUCCCAAGAAACUCAAGAGAGUGGAGAUCGUCAAGUAUCUUCAAUUCAACCAAAUGUACAAGAGUAAGUCCCUGAGUAUUCCGAUAUGAAUGGGCAAAUGUGUGAGUAUAUGUUUUUUGAUUAUGUGGCUGUAAUUAGUGCUAAUCUGUUAAUGAAGGUUCUUUGGAACUGAUAGGAAGAUAAUUUGAUUGGAGUUUUGGGAGGGUAUAUUGAUUGACUAUCUGUGUUGUAAAUAGAUGCUCACUGACUGAUUAUUUAUUCGUUUCUAGACAAAGAGAAUAUAAGGGGUCUAUGUGUUUAUUUUUCAAAACCUUAUAUGCAAUGACUGCAAGCAUUGUUGUUGUAGGUGAAUAAAUAUGUACGUGUGAUAGAGGGAUCCGGGCUGUUUGAUUUUUAGCUAACUGCUCCGGUGUUUUUGACAGAAAUUAAGCAGAAAUUGUUGUGGUUUUGGAUAUUUUUGAUGAAAGUGCUGGAUUAUUUGCAGAAUGAUGGGGAGACUAUUUUGAAAAUUUUAUCUGUUGUCCAGUUACGUUUCACGCUCCAACUAUCGAGUUGCAGUUCUGAUCAGGUAUGUACGUUAUCUGUUGAAUUAUUUGUAUGAUGUUGAUUUUUGCUUUGUUAGUUAGCAAACCUUUUUAUAUAAGAUUUGAAUAUAUUGAAUUGGUUUUAAGAUUCGAUUUUCUGUUAUUCAGGGCUCCUGUUUCAUCGUUGUUUGGUGAUGAAUCUUCUGCAAUUGAUGUUCCUUCGACGUCAAAACUAACAAGUCCACCUUCCAAACCCGCGAGACAGAAAAAGAAGCAUCCAAAAGUAAUAGAAACUGUUCAUCUUUCUGAGGAUUUCUCUAAAAUGAAUAUCAAAAGACUUUCAAUACCUAAUCGACCGGAUGGAGGGGGACAUUCGGGCAAAGAAAUGUAUGUGACUGUUAAUUGUUGGGAUUUUUCGAUAAAGCCCAAAAUUGUUUACAUGUAUCGAGCAGAAGCUCUCGCUGUAUAUCGUGGUGAUGAAGGAAACAGGACUGAAAUACGAAUGUCUGCUAAGGAUAAACGUGCUCUAAUUAAACAGGUGGCUGAUAGUUUACACGACUGUAUAAUUUACGAUGGUGGCCAUGACAUAUACUCGGCAGAUCGUUUGCCAGGGAUCGGAAAAGUUCCUACUGAGACAGAAAUGAAAAUUGUUGAUCCACUUGGUCGAGAUAAUCUUAUUCUGAAAUAUCACUUGAUGGAAGUACAGACGGUGUCAACUGACGAUGUACAACAAUACGUAGAAAACCCAAAAGCAACAUCGUUAAACAUUCCCCAAGAAUCCAUAAGAUUGUUAGAUUGUAUAUUAAGAACUGUGUCGAAGCAGUCGUUAAUAUCUCUUGGAAGAUCUGCUUUAUUUUACGAAAAGCCAGUGAAAGUCGUUGCAGAUAAGCUACUGAGUAUCCACAGAGGUUUUAUCGCUAGCAUUAGACCUCAAUGGAAGGUCCGUAUGAAUAUAGACAUGACCUACAAGGCUUUUUUCACAGCUGGUAACCUAGCAGAUGUUAUGUACGAAAAGUAUGGAGACAACAUGUACAGAUGUAGCUCACAAAUGGCUAACGAUUUAAGAAGAAUACGUGUUGAGACUGAUAAGUUUUACAAAAGUGACAAUGGACAUGUGUAUUCUAGACGUUUCACCGUGCAUGGAAUAUCUUCUGUGCCAGCUGAUAAGCUUAUGAUCGAGGAGAGAAAGCAGUCUGUUGCUGCGUACUUUGAUGAACAUCACCAUAUUAAGUUAAAAUAUCCUGAUCUUCCGUGCAUAAAGGUUGAUCAAAAACGAGAGGUUUAUAUGCCGAUGGAAUUACUAAAUAUUCUUCCUUUUCAAGCACCUAACGCGAGCAAGGCUGAUGUGGCUAGUGAGGUUAUCCGUUGUGCAGCAGUACGUCCUCAAGAACGUUUUCGAGAACUUAUGGAUUUCACUAAUUCGAUUUCAAAGGCACAUCGACUAUUCCAGUUGUUUCAAGUAAAGAUAGCAAACAAACCUGUAGAUGUAAAGUCACGUGUACUCCAGCCACCUAAAGCAGUUUUUAAUCGUCCAGAUAAAAUCCAACUGAAGGCUGGAAGUUGGAAUACUCCAGAUUUUCAUGAACCGGCUAAACGUGGUGUUGCAAUUCCAUGGGGAAUACUUUGUGUUCCAAACAACCCACGAUCUAGAGGCGACGUGGAAAAAGUCACAGACGAAUUACCGAAGGCCGCUAACCGUUUCGGUGUUUCCUUCAGCAAUAAACCAUUUAUAUCACAAUGCUCCCUUAACCAACUUGAAAAAAAGUUUGAGGAAUUUCAUCGACAAGGUUGUAACUUCAUUCUGUUGAUUCUGUACGAUGAUUUGGCUUACGGAACAAUCAAACGUUUAAGUGACUUGAGAAUGGGUAUCCGCACACAAUGUGUUCGUGGUAGCACUCUACGCAAACCUAAUGUGUUUCCCAACCUAUUAUUGAAACUCAAUGGGAAACUUGGUGGUGUUAAUUGGAUUGUCCCAGAUCUUAUCGAGAACAGUCAGGAUUUAAUAAUGGUUUUCGGUGCUGAUGUUACUCAUCCAGCACCGACACAAUCUCAUCAGGUUCUCAAGUCAGUUGCUGCUGUUGUUGGAUCUGUCAGUCCUGAGUUAAUGCGAUACGGGGCUGUAGUUAGACAACAAGCAACUACUGAGCGAGGAAACAAAACAACAAGAGAAAUUAUUGAUAACUUGCAUCUGUCAGUUGGAGAACUGCUCACGCUAUAUUUGCGGAAUACGAAGGGAGGUUUUCCUAAACGUAUUAUAUUCUAUCGCGACGGUGUCUCAGAGGGUCAGUUUGAAAAUGUUUUGGUCGAGGAGUUGUCUGCCAUUCAAAAAGCUUGCACUGAUAUUCGUCCUGGUGAAGAACCUGCUAUUACAUUUAUCGUUGUCCAGAAGCGACACCAUAUCCGUUUCAAACCACAUGAUCCCAGAGCACGGAAUGUGGAACCAGGGACUGUCGUGGAUACAGAUAUUACUCAUCGUAGAGAGUUCGAUUUCUAUAUUUGUUCUCAUGAAGGGAUUCAGGGAACAUCAAAACCGUCCCACUAUCAUGUAUUAUAUGAUGACAGUAACUUUACAUCGGACGCUCUUCAAAUGUUUACGUACCACUUAUGUUAUGCUUAUAUGCGGUGCUCUCGUAGUGUCUCUUACCCUGCUCCGGUGUAUUAUUCUCAUUUAGCUGCGUUUCGUGCACGAGAUUGGCUAUCAAACACGAACGAAGCAAGUGUUUUGCUUGAUGGUUAUGAUCGCUUCAAAGUUCACAUAUCACAAACUGAUGGGAUGUUUUUCUUGUAAAGUUUCGUUAAUUUAUUAUUUCGGAGAAAACUUUCUAUUUUAAUAUAGACCAUUACGUUUAAUAAACAAAUUAACGAUAAAUAUAAUUGUACAGUUCUUGUUAAUUUUCCCCGUUAAAUUCUCUUAUUUAUUCAUUUCAUCAUUUAUUCGAAAUAAAUUGCAUUUAUAAUGGUU